AUGGAUGAUGGGGAACGAUUCAGGGUUGAUAUCGAACUGGAUUGGACUAUUGCCUUAAAGAGAUUAUCUCCGACUAUCACCACAGCAUCUAUAUCAUUCAUUGCAACAACAUCUUCAUCAAUAUCACUGCAAAAAUUAGCCCCAGAAAUCUUGGAAUCAAUAUUUAUUCAUCUCUCGACACCUUGCACCGUUGCCCCAGUCUGUCGUUUAUUCCAUCUAAUCGUCGCCUUUUCGAAAUCAUUUAAGCGACGUUGGCUUCGUCAAUGGCUUAACCCAAAACUUCCAGAUGCAUUCAUGCCAACUUAUUCUGAUCUCUGUCGUGCAAUCGAAUCAAAAACUCCAAUCAAUAUUUUGGUUGAGAUCAUCAAUCUUCAGAUACUUGGAAAACGACCACUUUGCUCUUCUAAAGGAGGAUAUGUCACGAGAUUAGUUGAUGCAGCGUAUGCACAUACGGACAGAAAAAUAUUAAUUCCAUUUCUGAUCAAGAAAGGAAUGAGACUUGAGGUUUAUAUUCAUAAUCAUACGACACAUGAUUUCGAGUUGACUGAAGGAGGAAAUGAAAUCGAGAAAAAAACAACCAAAGAUUAUUUCUCAGUGUUAGUGUUUGCGCGUCAAAAUUCUUUUGAAUUCUACAAUCAAUUGUUGGCAGCAAAAAAAUACUUCAACGAAACUGAAUUAGCAUUUGGUAUUGUACUUCAUCAAAGAUUCGAUGUUGCCGAUGCACUUUCUCUACAGAUGCAACACACGUUGGAUGUAUUGGACGAAUGUGUAGAUCGGCAAUACACGAACGGAAUAGCAUGGGCUUUCGCACGAGGUCUUGGCGAUGCUCAAAAGCGUAAUCCACUCUAUCUUCGAAUAUGUGUUGAGAAAGCAGAUGUAGAAGCAGUCAGAACAUUAAUAUUGAACGGGGCAUUAAUUAAUAUUUCGCCAUCAUCACAUCAAAACAAUGCAGAUUCAUUUGGAUCAACCAGUUUUCUCGAAUUUUCAUUACAAUGUUACUUCUCGUAUCACAAAGAAAAAGAAACCAGAAAAGCGAGAAUCGAGAUUAUUAAACUGUUUUUAAUGUCAAAUGCAGAUCCAAAUGCUGAUUGUGGACGUCCAUUGGCACUGACAGUCACCAAUUAUAACUGGGAAUUGACACGAUUAUUAUUGAGUUUUGGUGCUGAUCCGAAUCGCGAUAACCAAUUAGCGUUGAAAAUUGCUAUGGAUUUAGGAUAUAAAGAUAUGGCAAGUACGUUGUAUCAGAUAAUUAAAGAUAGGAGUGCAGAACAUGAUGAUAAUCAUGCCGAUGAAAACGGUAACAACAACAAACGGGAUAGUACUUUAUUAAAAGCGGUACGUAAAAUGACACACUCUCUUGAGAAAAUGAGAAUUCCUGGUCGACGCAAAAGCGAAAAAAUAAUCUUAGAAAUAAUCAAUAUGGCAGAACCCAGAGUUUCUUUUGAUAAAAAAGAAAGCAUUAUCGCUGCUAGUUCUACAUCUACAGUCCCUGUUUCAUGUCAACAUAAACGUGUUAUGCCUAAACGUAAAGCCACUCCGUAUGUAUGGUCUAAUAAUAAUCAUACUACUACUACACCAAAAGAUAAUGAAGGGAAAGGAAAUCAAGGUGAAAAUGAAGACGUAAAUAUUGUCGAAAAAUAA
Ambispora gerdemannii is the source of this 1641-nucleotide messenger RNA. NCBI's taxonomy places the organism in Eukaryota, Fungi, Glomeromycota, Glomeromycetes, Archaeosporales, Ambisporaceae. The record is from the annotation of a GenBank genome assembly.